AUGGAUGCGUCGCUGGUCUCCCCAGCGGCCAUUCAUGGCGCGUUGUACAACCAUCUGGUGCUGCCCGCGAAACUACCGCACCAACAAGAAUCCGACCAGCAAGCCGAUCUGGUCAGGAAGGCCCUCGCUGAGCGGAUGGCCGCCGCCGCCAAAGUCAUGUCCCAACUCCCGGACAACGAGACGCCAUCCCGGAAUGCCUGGAGAUUGAUCAGUCAAAUGCUUGUGGCGUCCAACGAUCUCUACCGAGGAGGCCGCAUUGACAAAGCCAGCUUACUUCGCGAGCUUGAACUGCUUGGCCCUUCGGGUUGCAUCGUCCUCCAUAUCGAGACCCAGAAUGCUGGUCUCAUCAUACGCAGAGCCCAGGACCCAAUCUUCAAUGACAGUGUCAUCUUCGAGGCCUUCGAAGCCUCCGCCAAGAACGAGAACGUCCUUGCAGCAAAAAGCGCCCUGCUCUGGGACUUUCCCGGCAUUGCUGUCGCCGUUCCGUACAUCACCUUCGCCAAACCUGACUUCCAGCUGAGCCUCGCCAACUUCAUCGAACAGGCGUCCCUCGAGACCAUCAAGGACUUCGCCGCCUUUGCUUUCAAAGCCGGCGCCACUGUCUUCGAGUAUCGCAACACCGGCGACCCUUCCAUCAUCACAUCCCUUCUUAUGGCUAUCCUGGAGGAAAAUGGUCGCAGAAUCGCCCCAAAGCUCCUCAGGAAGCGUGUUCAUGAUGAUGUUUGCUGGGACCGCGCCAAGAAGCCCUGGCGCAGACUGCCCUGUUACCUCGUUCUCCGCGUCGCCAUCCAACGCUAUCUUGCGUCCGAGUUGCGUUGCCAGCAAGGCCAGUUGGAGUACAAGUUCUUCAUCGCCGUCGUCCUCGCCACUUUUCUUGACGCGAGCCUCUCCCACCUCGCUGGUGUGGAACAGCUUCAAUUCCUCCAGAAAAAGCUUUGCCGUCGGCUGGUCAAACUCGAUGUGGACAAAGACCACUGCCAAGAUGGGGAUGUUCUUGCACGAUACAACUACCUGUUCAGCUCUCUCGGGCCCAAGUUCAACGGAGCCAUCGACAACUGCACGACACUCAUCCAGCGUGUGCUGAAACAGCAAAGACUCUCCCUGGUCAAGAACAUUCCAGAUCUCCCGAGAAAGGCUUUCAGCCAGGAUCUUCGUCUCAGCUUGAGACUCAGCCAUGGCUACAUCAAAAGCGUCCUCCAGAGAUCCAGGAUCCCCACGAAGAAGCGCUAUCGAUACCUCCCUGACGAAGGCCCAGCCGAGGCUGCCAAGGAUCACCUCAGCAAAUACGCGCAGGAUUACCACAAGUUGAUCAACAAGGAGAUGGAGCUUGUCUCAUUGGCCGCAGAGAGCUGUGAGGAGGUUUCACGUCAGAUCUUCAAUUAUGUACAUGCAGCUAUGCCCAUGUACGAAAAUAAUCCCGAACAGAAAAGCUUGAUGUUGUUGACGGUCAUGGAGCUUUGGCAAAAGAUGGAUUCUAUCGCGUGCGAUUCCUUUCCGCUGCUCAAAGAGUACCACCCAGUCUUCCACCCCCAGAUGCUUGACGUUCUGCUUCUGCCGCAGUUCUCGGAAUUGGCGCGACUCGGAACCCUCCAAGCCCUUCUGUCAUCCCGUGUGGCGAGAGCCAGUUCCAGUCACCGUAACAUCUUUGAGGAUCCAUCACCCGGCUGUUUUGCCGAGCGCUACUAUAAUGAAUCAUCCGACGCUCCGUUCCUGAAAGGGAUUCAUGAAGAGAUCAUCGACUUGGCCAACGACAUGCGCGACAGAAAGGAGAAGGAAUGGAAGAAAAAGAGCCGCGAAUACGAUGACUUGAUUAGUCGUAUCGACAGAAGUGCCUGCGUUUACCUUGCCGAUGAGCACGACUACCGUGGGCAAGAAGUGCACGACCCUCACUGUCCCCGCUGUUCAAUGAUGUGCACAGCACAGCACAUGCGCAUCACCACCUUCGAAGAGCCACUGCCCCUGGAAUUGACUACCGCAAAAUCAGUCAUCUUCGAGCUGGCCUGCCCCAAGGAGUUUGCUGUUUAUCGAGACACGACAUGGUGGAUUCUCCGACACUUGGCCACUCAUUUUGACGACGAAGGGAUCAAGCCGCGAUGUCUGCUGCGAGAUUACAUGCAGCUGAAGCCCUUUUUCCGCGACAGUCACCGGAAGGUCGGCCUGGCCUCCACGACGAAGCCCUUCCAAACAACUCAUUACACCUCUGUUCCCUUCCCCGUUGAAUGGGAUGGAGGCCGUCAUGGGGUUUGCAGACCCAACGCGUUGAAGCUCGGCUACUUCGAUGAACGCACCUCGACAUGGACCGGUCGCACCAGAUUCCGACCCUCUUUUGCUCACCACACUGCCCUAAUGUUGCCGAACAAGUCGCCUUGGAGCACGCUUCUGGAAUCAAGAGCGUAUGCGCUUGACGGACCGGGGCCUUCUUCGUACGAGAUUGUCGCGAGUCAAUCAACAUGUCCUCCCGGUAUCAACACUCACGAAUACCUCGCCAUGCAGUCACUAAUGACGGGAAAGAGUCAACGCUGGAUCGUACUUCUCACGGAACUUGGCUCCACAAACUUGAAUUUCUCGAGCGAAGUCACGAUGCUUCUUGUCUCACAUUUGGUGCUUCAGAGCGGACCCGAGGACGAAAAGGGAGAUGUGCUUCGCCAGGUUCACAAAGUUUUCCGUGAUAGACACUUCUGCGACCGUCUUCUCGAGCAACUGUGCGCGAAGCUGGAUAGCCUUCAGGCCAACUGGCGAGAAACGUACCUGAUGGACGUGGUCAUCACCCUUCUUUUGCGAACACACGCGCUUACGGCUACGAACCCAAACAUCUCUCUGGGAGCUUUCGACGCAAUCAUUCGGGCUCGUGGAAUCUGCCUCCGCUGGGUGGAGAUGCUUCGAACAGAGACCUUCAAGGCCAGCGAUAACGAGGCCGCCCGGAGAUGCCAGCAGUACGCUCUCUGGGCCGCGAUCCUGUGCAAGCGCACAUAUGUUAUCCACGGCAGCCAAUUUGCUCUCCUGGACGACACUGCACUUCAGACGUACGUUGAGUGUUGCAUUACUGUUCAAGACAACUUGGUGGUCGAUGUCGGUGCACUUCCUCCGGUCCUUCGGCAAGCAAUCAUCUCCGAUCUGAAACUCUCGUAUCGACUGUCAUCCUUGGUACGCAAAUCCAUCGUUCGUUCUCCAGACACUUUCCGGACGGCAAUCAUGACUGUAUGGCCUGAAACCGACGGUCGCCCUCGACAAAUAGCAUCCCUUCGGGAAGAACAGGAAGAGUGGGUAGUGUGCGAGAUCCACGGUCAUGAUGGAUGGGAUGCGCGUAUGCAGGUGGUACAGUAUAAUACUUGUACGGGUCUGCUUCUAGUCGAUAACCGACCCCUUGGGAAACUCCCCAAGCCGCCCGAACAUACUGCCAUCCUCACGGAGCUGUUUGGAGAGCAAGCCUUGCUUACACGACCGUCUGACAUGGCUGGCAUGGACUACACUUUGACAGUGAAGCCCCGAGGCUACCGCAUCGAUAUCGGUUACGACACUGGCUCCAUCGUUAUCCGCGCAACUAAAGGCCAGCAGUAUCUGCAGCUGAUCCAAAGGAAUGUAUUUUUCUCCGACAACUCUUCCGACCUCCCUGGCCCUCUUAUCGACAAUUGCUUCCAUUGGCUGGAUCUUCGCAGCGGCAAAAUCUUCAUCUCGUUUGUUGCCGACAUCUGGUACAUUAGCCACCGAAACUGGACCAUCAAUGUCCAUCAGGCAACAUGCUCGCGUCCUGGACACUGCGGUGAAGACAGAAUAGUCGACACGUACAGUCCGCUGUUCAACCGCGUCGCGCGAAUCUUUGACGGUUUCGAGUUACGACGACAACUACUCGUUUUCCAACCCGCAGCGAAGCACCUCCAGGUGGAGAUUAAACGAUUGCAACUCUUGUUUUAUGUAAACGCAAGAAAUCUUCUUGAGUCACCUCAACUGGGAUCCGAGAUCGACUCGGAUCAAGAUGCCGGGACCUGGUAUGGUUUAGAGAGCAAGCUGGUUUUCCGGAACCCCCGAGAUCCGCAGCAGAGAAGCAUCCUGGUUCCCCUUGGCCUCCUCCAAGCAAAGCAAGAACGAGAUGGUAUGCUCGUGCGCGUACUUCCAAAUGGAGAAUACGGAAAAUUCGUCAUCAACAAACACUUGGGACGCAUCGAGUCCGCGCCAGAGCCGCUGCUUCUCUACACGAAGGCACAGCUUCACGCGUAUACGUCGUCCAUACUUCCAGAUCCACUGACUGGACGAACUGGCACUGAGGAAGCACUCCAAUGGCUCUCCUCUGGAGUCUGCCAACCCUGGAUGCCGUUGCGACCUGGUCCGGUGAGAGUUCUUGUCAAGAUUGCUCAGCUCACGCCACGUCAUGAGUACUACCCCAAGGAUCUUAAGGUUAUGAAGACUGACCAUUGGGAUCCCAACUUGACCGAAAGUGUACAGCACGAGAGAUUCAGGCCUCUCGUCGAGCAGAUUCUCGCCAUAUCGGCCGAGCUACAGACUUUCGAGCUCCUUGAUACAGACCCCCGUCUUUUACCGCUUGCUGGUGACAUGCACCUUCAUGACCGUUCCAUGGUCCGCAGACAGCUGAUGGAGCGCUAUUUCGACAAUACCACAGAUCAGUCAAAGCAUGUUGACCUUGAGUACGCGGCUCGAGACUGUAUCAAGCCAUCGAACACCCGCCAUUGUCAGGUCCUCGAGCUCGUUCAUUUUCUACGGACUUGGCCGGAGAAGAUGGCAACCACGAGCGCUUUGGCGCAACAGCUUUCUCAAAGUGCCUUGGUCGGGGGAUACACAGAUGUCUUUGAUAAGGUGUCACUCAACGACCGGCUGGGUCUCGACGUUCCAUCCAAUUGGGGACCUCUAGCCCGUUUGUGUCAAGAACAACAAAGUCCCUUUGCUCUCAUGUUUCUUCUGGCCCCCAUAUCAUAUGCUCCCGGAGCCGACAUGGGUAUUGUCAAAGCACUGACUGCGUUUGCUAUAUUCAAGGAGUUGAAGGCGAUUGAAUUGCCCCCCUGGCCCUCGUACAACAACUUCAAGCCCAAUCAAGCCCCUCAUCUCGAUUAUCUCUUGCAAUUGAUCAGACCAUUCAAGACGCCCGCACCGAAAAACGACAGCGAAGAAUUCCUCUCAUUUGCCAGCGCCAAGCAGAUCCGACGCAUGAGAGCGGAGCAGGCGGCCUGGGAUCAACGAGUGGAAGAUGAUUGCAAGUAUCUGGCCAACUUCUUGCUCUCACAGUGGCCUUGCGCCGAGCCACACAUCGCCGAACUGUCCAAAUCUCUGUUGAUUGACAUCGAGGGUGCCCUGAAACUCGUCCGACCGGAAUGGAAACGCCUGUAUGAGAACAUGAACUUCUCGGUCCAUCUUGAUGCGGUGCAGACCGUGUUGAACACGCACCAUUGCGACACCGAGUACGAGGUUCCUUGUUUCAUUCCAGCGGAAGAGACAUUAGAGGAACGCUUGAGAGGAGGAGAGAUACCGUCACUGAGAUCGGAUCUGUUGAAGAGAGGCUUUCCCGCCGUUGACACGGCCAUCAUGGCGCAACCGCAGCCCAAGAUGGAGGAAACAGGCGCAACGAAGCCUGCUCAACCGCCCGCUGCACCCCGUCACCCUGCCCAUAUUCACCAACCAGUUCAACUGCCGUCCUCACGCCUUCGCAGCUCGGGUACGAAUGUCCUUGCACCGAGCUGGAUGUCCUCCAAGACUACACUCAUCCCCUCGAACGAUGCCACUUCGGAAUUAAGACAAAUAGUGUCGAGCCUUGCAGAUAGCAAGUCAAUGGUACGUCAGAGGUACGCAGAGGACCUGGAACGAAGUCUUGAGGCCUUCAUUUCUCGAAAGUCCCUGAAGAACGCUGGUGACAACCCAUCGCCAGUUUUUGUCUCCAAGGAAAUUUCUCUGUCUUUGCAGACUAUUCAACGACGAUUUGCCGCCAUUCAAGCAGCUCUCGAGAAACCAGAUGCGCUUCUCUCAACCCAGCGAGUGCGUUGGCUCAAGGCAGGUCAGCUUUGGCCAGCGGUGACAACCGUUACCCUCCUCGAGCAGCUGCGAUCGACAGCAGCACCAGCCUUGUUUGGCAGCUCAGUUCGGGAGACUUUGAUUGACUUUGGCCUCGCUAUUACAAGUACACAGCGAGAUCUGCGUAUAAAUCAUGCCAACAUGCGAGGCGACGCCGGAAGGUACUUGGAUGAGAUGGCCAACAAGGGGCACUCCAACUGGAACCCAUCCGAUCACCCUGACUGGUUGCUCCUCGAAAUUGAAGCAAAUAUAAUGAUACGGCCUGAUCAGGUUGACGUGGCUCUUGCCACCAUAUCCCCUGCUUCCGGGGCCAACUCGGUCCUCCAGAUGAACAUGGGACAAGGCAAAACAUCUUGUAUCAUCCCCAUGGUCGCUGCGGUCCUUGCAAAUCGACAAAACCUGGUCCGAGUAGUUGUUCCCAAGGCUCUCUUGUUGCAGACUGCGCAGCUCCUCCAAGCGAGACUCGGUGGUCUGCUCGAUCGACAAGUCCGUCACAUUCCGUUCUCCCGCCGCACGCCUACACAGGAACACGUCAUCCGAGCAUAUCACCGAGCCCACCGAAUGAUGAUGAAGAAAGCCGGGGUCAUGGUUUGCCAGCCAGAGCACAACCUGUCGUUCAUGUUGAGUGGCUUGCAACGUCUCCUCGACAACCGGAUGCCCGAAGCAGGACCGAUGAUCAACGUUCAGACUUGGCUACGCACACGAUGCCGCGACAUCUUGGAUGAAUCGGAUUACACUCUCGCUGUGCGCACUCAGCUCAUUUACCCUUCUGGUUCUCAGAUGACUGUCGACGGGCAUCCUCAUCGCUGGCGUAUCGCACAGGACCUCCUGCGUCUUGUAGACCACCACUGCUAUAGUCUGGCAAACGUAUUUCCCAACUCAAUCGAGGUGGUGAGACGUGCCAAGGGUGGCUUUCCUCUCCUAUUUUUCCUGCGGUCUGACGCUGAAGAGGCACUUGUUCAACGCCUUACCGCGGACGUGCUUCGAGGACUUGGAGGUAUUCUUCCUAUGCAGAACCUCGACGCCGCCGAACGUCUUGCUGUCAGAGAUUUCCUUGUCAACGAGAGACCGCGCGACGCCACACUGCAACUUAUCCGUCGGCUUUGUCCCGAUCGGCCCAGCGUGAGACAAACGAUCUACCUCCUUCGAGGCGUGCUUCUGAAUCGCAUUCUCAUGAUGACGUUGAAGAAGAGAUGGAACGUUCAGUACGGACUGCACCCACUCAGAGACCCUAUUGCAGUGCCCUACCACGCAAAGGGCGUCCCCAGCGAGCAAUCCGAAUGGGGACACCCAGACGUGGCCAUCUUGUUCACUUGCCUGGCCUUUUACUACGACGGCAUCAGCAUUGCUCAGCUGACUCAAUCGCUCGAGCACCUGCUCAAGUCUGACGAUCCUUCAUCCGAGUAUGACAAGUGGAUUCUAACUAGCGAUGAUUUUCCCGACUCCCUUCGAGCUUGGAACUCCAUCAAUGUUGACGAUAGCCUCCAUCUUGCGGAUAUCUGGAGGGCCCUUCGAUACAACGUUGCCGCCAUCGACUACUUCAUGAACAACUUCGUCUUUCCGCAGCACGCCAAACAGUUCAAGGUCAAGCUUCAGUCCAACGGAUGGGACAUUCCACUCUUCUCCACCUCUUUACCGUCCGCGCUGACAACAGGCUUCAGCGGCACCAAUGAUAACCGAACCAUGCUACCCUUGACAAUCAAGCAGGAAGACCUUCCGGGACUCUCGCACACGAACGCCGAAGUCCUGACGUACCUUCUCCACGCUCGAUCCCGUGAGUGCCGAAAGAUUGUUGGGCCCCGUGGUGCGAGAGCAAGCGAGUCGGAUUUGUUACACGAGCUGAAUCGUCGCGAGAUCAAAAUCCUCAUCGACGCAGGCGCUCAAAUCUUGGAGAUGGACAAUGAGACUCUUGCAAAGCAGUGGCUUACUGUUGACCAAUCAGCGCUCGCUGCUCUAUUCUUUGACAAAAGCAACAAGCCGACGAUCAUUCAGCGGUCGGGAAGAAUCACGCCUCUUCUAGGCUCCCCGUACGCGGAUGACCUCAGCAGAUGCUUGGUCUACUUGGAUGAGGCCCAUACCAGAGGAACUGAUCUGAAGUUCCCCCCAUCAGCCAGAGGCGCUCUAACGCUCGGAUUGGGCCAGAGCAAAGACCACACUGUGCAAGCCGCCAUGCGAUUGAGACAGCUAGGCACGACCCAAUCCGUGACUUUCUUUGCCCCUCCUGAAGUCUAUCAAAGCAUCCUUGACCUCCGGAAUAAGUCGCUUGGAGCCAUGAUAGAUUCUCACGACGUAAUUUACUGGCUUCUCGACAAUACGUGUGAGGGAAUCGAACAGCUGCAGCCUCUCUACUAUUCUCAAGGAAUCGACUUUUGCCGUCGAAUACAGGCGACAAUCGGCAACCCAGACUUCAUCACGAACAAGUGUCAGCGAGACAAGUUCAUCGCCACCAUCAAGCAAGACGAGCAGCACAGCCUUCAGCAGCUUUACGAGCCGAAACGCAAGGCCAAGGGAGCCAGUGACUUGCAGACAGGGUCGCAUGUCAAGAUCAAGUCGUUCGUGAAGGAACUCAACACAAGGCGCAGGGCUUUCCAGGAUACUGGCCGAGCAGUGCAUGCAUCCGCGUUGCAGGAGGUUGAGCAGGAACGCGAAAUUGCAUUCGAGGUUGAAACGGUCCGCCAGGUCAAGAAGCCUCAACGUUACCCUGCGCUCUCGUUCCCAGGGUUGCAUCCGGAAGUCGAGUCUUUCGCGAAAACGGGCAGAGUCCCUGCUGGAGCCCUCACGUUCAUCCCAGCUAUCAAGUCUCUGUCCAAGACAGCCAUUGGUAAAAGGUUUAGGGUCUCGGACAGAUCCUCGCAGCAAAAGCUGUUCGUGUCGGCCGAGUUUGAGCGAACAGUCAAACUGAGCUUUGACCUGACAAGUGACAACUUUUUGCGCAAUGUGAACUGGAUGCUCUGGUCUCAAGUCACCGAAGUCGCUUUGAUUGUCGUGCCCGAAGAAGCAGAGGCCCUCUUGUCCAUCAUUCGUGAUGCACAUUUUACCGGCGCAACGAACCUGAUUGUGUACUCUGCACCCGUCACCCGCAAGAUGCUCCAUUUCAGCGAUCUCAAAUAUUACAGCGUCCCGACACUGCCGACCCAGUGGCGGGCUCCAAGCUGGUUAAAGAUCGAGCUGGGCCUUUACGCAGGCCGGCUGUACUUCGAGUGGUCCGAGUACGACCAGCUCUGCGACUUCCUCGGCAUCGACCAAUCGUUGCCGCUACUGGAAUACUUGGAAGGUGAGGGCUCCGAAAGCGACUCGGCAGAAAACCAACACAGCAGCGGAGCCAGAUCAGCUGCCACUGGCCUCACCAACCGGCCUCUGUCCUUUGUACAGGAGUGGCUUGCUUCCCGCCGUAAGGGCCAGGACUUUCUGUCUACUCCCAUGGGGUUCAUUGCGCAGGGAAAGAUUCUACAGGAAAACCACCCUUUCUUCCGGCAGACGAAGACAGUGACACGGGACAUUCUAUUCGCCCCGAUUCACAACAGCAGCGAUGACCAGGCGAACGAAGAUGUCUAUGCGGUGGCCGACUACGGCGUGGACGACAUGGGGGCCAACGAGGAGGCUGACAGCGACGCCCACGAGGAUCAAAUCGAGUACAACGACUCGGAGUAUGACGACUCUGGGGAUGAGGGUUUGGAUGCAGGCGGCUCAUCAAAGGAGUAG
Messenger RNA from Colletotrichum graminicola M1.001, 9717 nucleotides. RefSeq lists its product as uncharacterized. Lineage: Eukaryota; Fungi; Ascomycota; Sordariomycetes; Glomerellales; Glomerellaceae. The coding region runs from base 1 to 9717 and encodes 3238 amino acids. The record is from RefSeq and is a predicted model, not a curated record. The transcript is spliced from 11 exons.